Habropoda laboriosa is the source of this 420-nucleotide messenger RNA. Its product is annotated as huntingtin-interacting protein K. NCBI's taxonomy places the organism in Eukaryota, Metazoa, Arthropoda, Insecta, Hymenoptera, Apidae. Gene Ontology annotation, biological process: protein stabilization; negative regulation of apoptotic process. Bases 61 to 420 code for a protein of 119 amino acids. The record is from RefSeq and is a predicted model, not a curated record. The transcript has 3 exons.
UUAUCGCAUGUAGCUUUUAAUUGCCUGUACGAUGUGAAGUAUGUUAUAAAUAAGGAAAAAAUGGCGGAUAACGAUGUAAAUGGUGACUCUGAUGAAGUACAACAAGAGAAAUCACAGAAAAAGACAGCAAAAUAUGACAGCGGAGCGGCAGAUUUAGAAAAAGUCACAGAUUAUGCGGAAGAGAAGGAAAUACCCUCAUCUGUUGGAAUCACUUGUGCUUUAAGUAUAAUCGGAGAUCAGCGAAAUAAGGAGGCUGCGGAAAAGAAAGCAAGAGAAAAGGAAUUGCUAAAAGUUUCUAUUAAAAAAGAAGAUGUUGAUCUCAUUAUGAAAGAAAUGGAAAUAAGCAGAAAUGUAGCAGAACAAACACUCAGGGAACAUGGAGGGAAUGUUGUGGAUGCAUUAAUUACAUUAACAAAUUGA